AUGACACAACGUGACGAGCUAGACGCAGACCUCACCGACGAAUCCGACGACGAAGAAGAAGAUGAAGGAGAACUCGAUCUUUUGGAGCAUACACGGACAUCUCGACCUUUAGCAACAGCCUCUCGACCUCUAGAAACAGCAUCUCGCGCUCCCACCAGACCGACAACACAACGAGAAACCGCAAGGAGCAGGGCAGCAGCUCGCCAACGCGACGACCAAAAUUCUUCGACGUAUCUCAACCAACCCGUUCAAACCUCAUACACGACAAGUCUUUUUUUCGAUCUUCUUGAACAGAAUUACAUUGACCUGGAGCCGGAAUAUCAGCGAGACAUUGUAUGGUCCGAACAAAAACAAAUGAACCUGAUUGACUCCCUCCAUCAUAAUUACUUUGUUCCGCCUCUCGUAUUCGCGAUCAUCGACGGCAGCUCAGUAAAAGGCUCUGAAAAACGUACCUGUAUUGAUGGAAAGCAACGGUUGACCUCCAUUUUAAGAUUCAUGAAAGGCGAAAUAGCGCUUACAAUCAGUAUCACUCACAAGAAGCUCUGGUGGACAAAGCGACAUGGCGAGAACAAGAGGUUGCUUUCGGCAGAUUGGAAAAUGAGUUUCAAGCAAAAGGCAAUCCUCUGUGUUGAUUACAAGGGGUUGACGCCUGAACAAGAGCGCGAAAUAUUUCAACGAGUCCAAAUGGGAGUCCCACUCACCUCAAACGAACGUCUAGCAGCCAUCAACGGCCCACUCGCCGACUGCAUCCGCGAUCUCAAGAAAUGGAUAAACUCAUUCUCCGGCUUCGAGCUUUACAUGGAUUGGAACGAAUGUGGUGCCAAAGCCCGCGUUUUCCAGGUGCUAGCGCAGGUUGUAUACCUCAUAGACCACGCAUCCAACAAGAAACGGUUGGAACCAAACGUCCGUCGCUUGGAAACAUGGCUUUACAGCAAAAAUCAGUCCCCGGAUCUAGCCAAGACGUCGGCGGCAGCGCGCCUUACUAUGGGCAUCUAUUGCAGGAUUAUCGCACACCCGACAUAUGGCGCCCCUAUCACCAAAAGCUCCCAUGGUGGCUUGUCGACGAUCGAGUUCGUGGGCAUAAGUCUUCUUAUAUUCAGAUUCAAAGAUACGCUGUCGGAUUGCCAGAUGUCACAUGCGAUCGACUUGUUGAGGUAUGAUGCCAGGAUCAACGACAAGAAGAACGCGCUUGCGACGUUCAAGCACGUUUCGGAGUUCGUGUAUAAGCGCGUGCCUGUUUCCAAGUUGAACACCGACGAGAACAGCGUUGUUGCGGCGAAGAUGCCAUUUUUGCAGAGUACGACGGGGAAGCCGGUUACCAUGCCCAUGCGCGUUGACGCUUCAGCUUCAGCUUCGUCCAGGGUGAAGCCGCCCUCAUCCAAGAGGAAGCGAGUGGAGGUGGAAGAGUCGGAUGAUGACGACGGUGUACCCUUGUCACAGAAGAAGAAGGCAGUAGCGCUGAAGAGAAGAAAGGCGAGCCCGAGACCCCAAGAAAACGACGACGAAAGCGAUGAUGGUGUCAUCACCUCUGCACCCCCAUCCAAACCCAAGAGUGCAAUACGCGCGAAUCUGAAGAAGCCUAGAUCUGCAGCUGCGACAUCUCCAGCUACAGCAGGGAGAACUACGAUCAAGCGAUCCACGACGAAAUUGGGCAGCAGUAACCCAGCCAAGGCGUCGACUUCUUACACGACCCAGACACAGACAGUUAUACCCACCAUCCGGCCCAACCCAAAGUCAUGUACCCCUGUUGGAUCGGCUGUAUCGUCACCUCGUUUAGGUGUUAUCCCACUUCCUGCUGAAACUUCGUCGUCGUCGUCCGUGACUCAGGCAAUGUCAGUCUCAGCCACAGCAAGGUUGUCAAAGCCACUUCCGACGCGAAAAGCUUUCUCGCCCGUAUCUUCCGCCUCUAAUAAGCCUCCUGGUGGUCAAGGACAAGCUUCUAUGACUGGCAGACAAACAUCCGUAGCUGGCCCAUCCACUUUCUUUGAUAGACCAUCCACGUCCUCCGAUAAGCCAUCCGCGUCGUCUAAUAGACUAGCUUCGGUGCGCGAAGCCAAAGCAGCGGCCGCAGCAGUAGCUUCCAACCUCGCUUCCUCAAAGCCGCUUCCUGCAUGUUCAAAACCGAGUUCGAUAGUUUCGAAGCCGGUGGCUUCAGGUUCGAAGCUGGUUUCCACAUCCGCCAUACCGAUGUCCACAUCCUCGAAGCCGAUUCCUACAUCCUCGAAGCCACUUUCCACGACGUCGAAGGCAACUCCUACACCUCCAACGUCCGGAGGGGACCCAUGGAGAGGCACUGCGCUCGGCCUUCAAAACGCACAACGUCUUCCUGCGUAUAUGGUACCUGGUGCACAGAAGCCCCAUCUUCCGCACUUUAAGAAGAAUGUUCUUGAUGCCGGUACAAUACCAGCCUCUCCUGUGGAUGAUGAUGACGAUGGUUUAGCCAAGAUUGAGAGCUGUUUGGCGUAUAGAAGGCCGUCACAGGAUCAGUUGCCUUCGCCUGCCCUCGAGACACCGCAUUUGGCCGGGUCGAACACAAACUCAAGGCCAAGUUCUAGAGGGGUGAAUAGGGUCCCGUCAGAUUUGUUGAGCGGUAGACUGUCGAAGCUGAAGUUAUACACACCGACUCACGCGACCGUGCCCCUACCUCCAACACCUGUUUCCGCUUCUUCCAGUGGACAUCCGAUAUUCCCUUCAGCAUCAAGUCCUUCAUCUUCGUCGGCGAAUAGCAGUCCACACAUAGGCGGUGUCGCUACCCCUGGGUUGCCCACGCCCAUUACUCCCAACUUCACCACUUUCCCAAUGGAGAGUAGAUGGGGAGGCGCUACUCCUGGGCGUCGGGCGUCCCCUCCAAUGGACGACAACAAGAGAGAAGCCGACAUCUGCAAGAGCAAAGUCAGCAUCCGCGCUCGAGUCAAGUAG
Laccaria bicolor S238N-H82 is the source of this 2919-nucleotide messenger RNA. RefSeq lists its product as uncharacterized. The transcript is spliced from 10 exons. NCBI's taxonomy places the organism in Eukaryota, Fungi, Basidiomycota, Agaricomycetes, Agaricales, Hydnangiaceae. The record is from RefSeq and is a predicted model, not a curated record. Bases 1 to 2919 code for a protein of 972 amino acids.